Messenger RNA from Closterium sp. NIES-65, 1155 nucleotides. NCBI's taxonomy places the organism in Eukaryota, Viridiplantae, Streptophyta, Zygnematophyceae, Desmidiales, Closteriaceae. The record is from the annotation of a GenBank genome assembly.
AUGGACCUCUUUGCUCUGGGUUACGCUGCUUCUGACACCAUCACGACGCUCUUCAGAAUAGUCAAGAACUACGACAUGCCAGCGUUUCUGAAGCUGGAUUUUAUACGAGUGAGUCGCCUCUCUUUUGCCAGUGCAAGAAUAGUCAAGAACUACGACAUGCCAGAGUUUCUGAAGCUGGAGUUUAUACGAGUGAGUCGCCUCUCUUUUGCCAGUGCAAGAAUAGUCAAGAACUACGACAUGCCAGAGUUUCUGAAUCUGGAGUUUAUACGAGUGAGUCGCCUCUCUUUUGCCAGUGCAAGAAUAGUCAAGAACUACGACAUGCCCGAGUUUCUGAAGCUGGAGUUCAUCAGGGUGAGUCGCCAAUUGGGCAACGCGACUGCGCCUGCUACUUCUGCUAAAGCGGCUGCCGCGCCUGCUAACGCGACUAAAUCUGGAAAUGCUACAAAAGUCGCUAACAGCGCGCAUGGAGUGGCUACGGCGAGGCUGAGCAAGGGCGCGGGCGAAGGAAAGAACUCCACAUGCGCCUACUACGGAAACUACAACGCCAACCCUUACUUCGGCAAGGGACUCACCGCGAAGAUUCCUGACGCGCUCUUCAGCAAGCGAUGCGGCGCGUGCUUCAAGGUGAUCUGCAGCAACGACACGAAGCGCUGCCGCAGCGGCAAGGCCACCGUCACCGUCCGCGUCGUCGGCGCCACCAAGACGGAGGGGAAGCAGAUUUCGCUCUCCGCCGUCUCAUGGGCGAAAAUCGUGCAGGGUUCGGAAACUGCCCCUGUGAACAUCACGUACAAGCGCACCAACUGCGUUUCCACCGCCGGAUCGGCGGUGCGCGUGCGCAGCAACUCCACCGCGGAGCAUUUUAACAUUCAGAUGGUCGGCCUUGCCGGGCCCGGCACGCUUACCGAGGUAGAGCUUAGCGCGGACGGCAAAAAGUGGGUGAAGCUGACCCGCGACGGAAACAAGGCGAUUUGGGGGAUCAAGGGCAAGGAGGCGAAGGCGGUUGUGGGCGCGAAGAAGGCUAUGAGCGUUCGCCUCACUGCGGGACACACCAGGGAGAAGAUCACCCUCGCGAAUGUCAUUCCCACCGCCUGGAAGCCUCAAACGCUCUACUCGUCCAAGACCAACUUCAAGAAACUCAUGGCUGAGGCCAAGUAG